UGUUUCUCUUCUUCUUAGCCAUCUGAUGAAGAUACUAUCAGCUUUAAUGUUCCAAUGUCGGACAUCGUAGAAGAAGAUCAGGUUGUAAAGGAAGAUUCAGGUCACCAUGUUAACUCAAGAAAAGUGGAAUUCCAUCAGGGAUCUUCUCACUUGAUUGUCAAUGAUAAGUCAAGAGAAACAGGAAACCAGUUUGAUGAAUCGGAUACCCUUACUACUGAAUUUAUGAGUUACAUUAAGAGCAGAGCAGAGUGUGAUGAAUUAUUGAGAAUAGAAGAGGACACACAAUGGCAGACGGAUGAAAUCAGUCAAAUGCAGAUGGAGACGUCUUCCCUUGGUCAGAGAGAAAAUGCUGAAGAGGAACUAGAAUUCCAGAGGAGGAGGGAGUUGAUUAUGGAGAAAGCAAAGCCUGAAGUGAGAACUUGUGAGCAGGGUGAAAAAUGGUUAUUGAGUCAGAAUGAUCUAAUUGUUUGGAAUACAAGUGGGCAAACCUCUCACAAUGAGAACAAGGAUAAAAGUCCGACAGUGUCUCCUACUACAAACACCACAAUCCCUUUUGGCCUGAAGCCACGAUCAGUGUUCUUAAGGCCACAAAGAAAUUUGGAAUCGAUAGACCCACAAUUUACAAUUCGAAGGAAAAUGGAGCAGAUGAGAGAAGAGAGAGAGCUUGUGGAACAGCUACGUGAGAACAUUGAAACAAGACUAAAGAUUUGUUUGCCUGAAGACUUGGGGUCUGCUCUGAUGGAUGGUGUAGUUCUCUGCCAUUUAGUAAAUCACGUUCGUCCUCGGUCUGUAGGAAGUAUUCAUGUACCUUCACCAGCAGUACCUAAACUUAGUAUGGCUAAAUGCAGGAGAAAUGUGGAAAACUUUCUGGAUGCCUGUAGAAAACUGGGGAUACCAGAGGCUGACCUCUGCUCUCCGUAUGACAUCCUGCAGUCGGAUAUUCGUCACAUUCGAAAGACUGUUGACACUCUGCUCGCCCUCGGGGAGAAAACCCCACAAUCAACUUCUACCUUUCGCUCCUGGGAUCUAAUAGGCUUUUGUCUUUUCCACAUACUUUUUAUAGUCUUGAUGUAUAUAACUUAUCACUGGAAUGUGCUAACAGCAUAA
Molecule: messenger RNA, 1107 nt
Organism: Balearica regulorum gibbericeps (East African grey crowned-crane)
Lineage: Eukaryota; Metazoa; Chordata; Aves; Gruiformes; Gruidae
Source: RefSeq, a predicted model, not a curated record